AUGGACCCCUUUACCAGAAUUCCCGCCGAGCUGCGUCUGCAGAUAUUCUCAUACCUUCCAUCUAAGGCCUCUAUCUCGAGCCUUAUCCAAGCCUCUCCAACAAUGCUCGAACAGUACCUUGGAUACAAAAGCACAAUAGUACGAAACUUACUCGAGCGCGACUUUGACGCCCAAAUGAUUCAAGAUGCUAUGGCAAUUAUUCUUUACCCGUCUCUCCGAAAGGACCGAAAACCCAAGCUCCGAUUCGAGGCUCAUUUGCUGCAUUGGGAGUGUCAUAAGCUUCGAAAUCCUUUGGUGACCCACGAUACCGUUCUCUUGGACCAGCUUGACAGAUUGCAUAGCCUUCUGAUGGUUUUUGUCGAGGAUUACAUCACAAAGGCGACUGCGGACUUCCAACCUCGGGAAUACAUUUGUCUCCCUCAGCCUACCCACAGCCAGAGCCAUCUCGUGUUCAAAGGACUGAAGGUGACAAGGAGAUUUGACUCAGGCAACCUUUCGGAAGGUGAAAGACGACGCUUGUUGAGGGCAUUCUUACGAGUUGAGCUGUGGUCUCUGAUUCUGAGGACUGCGAGCUUCGAGAGCGAUCCUUUUGCCAAACGACGAAUUAUGAGUUACGUGGCCUUUGGAGACAACAGACGUGACGAGGAGGCGAUUCAGUGUGUUUGGGUUUAUACAUCGUCACUAUAUGGCGCCAUCUUUGCCCAAUGUGCUGAUGCCUGGCUGCCAGUAGCCGAUGCACCACCACAGACUGGACUUCUAUUCCCCGACAAUGUCUUGGUGGAUCCAGUUGAGUAUGGCAAGGACGUCGGCAUCAAAGGAGAAGAAAAGCGGCCCGUGAUUGAGUCCAUGGCUCACUAUGGUUUCUCUUUAAUCUUCACGAUGAUUCGUUUCGCCACAGCAAAACCACAAUACACUUCAACUCUCAAAAGUUUUGUUGAAAAGCUGUGUAGCUUCAGAAUGGACAUAACUUCAGAAGAUUUAUUCGGAAGAGGAAUGCCAUGGGGAGGCUUCCACGGUCUGAGUCACUGUGGCCUAGGUUUUGAUAAGCAGCCAUGGUGGAAGUACCUCGGGACAAAGCUACAUCACGAUCCUGGCCGCCCGAUACAGUACAAGAUAUUCCAACAGCGGGCAUGGCCAAUCUUCGACGACGAUCGCCAUUACCCAGUUAACACGGCUGCGUUGCCAGUAUUCCCUACUCCAUACUUCUUGGAAGAGAUGGCAACAGAAAGGAUCAAUGACUUUAUAUCCUUCUUCGAGCAUGGCCCCGUUUCAUACGCUCGGUUAGAACGCAGGGCAAGAGAGCUUCGUCGAACCCAAAAGUGGCAGGAUAAAAUGAAGCAGAGAGAAGGGAAUAAUUGGAGCACUGAAUCUUCUUUGCCUUGGAUUCCAACCGGGAAUCAUGAGAUGUCACUUCCAGUGAUUGAGAAUCAGGAGCAGUUGCUGACAUGGAGUUCUCGGGGCGUUGUUCGAUAUGAUGAAUCAAAGGAGGCUUACGUGGUUGUAAAGGAAUGA
Messenger RNA from Fusarium verticillioides 7600, 1512 nucleotides. RefSeq lists its product as hypothetical. Lineage: Eukaryota; Fungi; Ascomycota; Sordariomycetes; Hypocreales; Nectriaceae. The transcript has a single exon. The record is from RefSeq and is a predicted model, not a curated record. The coding region runs from base 1 to 1512 and encodes 503 amino acids.